This is a messenger RNA of Vitis vinifera (wine grape), 1764 nucleotides long. Its product is annotated as acyltransferase GLAUCE. The transcript has 2 exons. Bases 146 to 1492 code for a protein of 448 amino acids. Lineage: Eukaryota; Viridiplantae; Streptophyta; Magnoliopsida; Vitales; Vitaceae. The record is from RefSeq and is a predicted model, not a curated record. Gene Ontology annotation, molecular function: acyltransferase activity, transferring groups other than amino-acyl groups.
CGCAACUGAAUCAUCACAGGUGUCACAACUAUGGUGAAGAUAGCAUUGAGAGUCCAUGGAACAACUUGUGGCUCAGGCAUUCAUAGCCACUUGAUGCUACUAUAAAUCUUAAAGCCUACUGUAACACAAAGCUCAGGAAACAAGCAUGGGAGCCAUAUUCCAAGACCCCCCACCUCUCAUCCAAGACCUCAAGGUCGCAGUCCAUAGCUCCUCUCUUGUUCUUCCAUCAUCAGAAACUGAGAGAAAGUCCAUGUUCUUAUCAAACAUAGACAAAGUCCUCAACUUCAAUGUCCAAACAGUUCAUUUCUUCCAGGCUCACCCAGACUUUCCUCCCCCAACUGUGGUUGAAAAGCUUGAAACAGCCCUCCAGAAAAUCCUUGUGCCAUAUGAUUUCUUGGCUGGAAGGUUGAAGAUGAAUCCCAAGUUGGGUCGCUUGGAGGUGGACUGCAAUGCAGCUGGAGCUGGCUUUGUGGUGGCUUCAAGUGAGUUCACAUUGGAUGAGAUUGGAGACUUGGUUUACCCUAAUCCUGCAUUCCAACAGCUCGUAGUCAUGAGUAUGGAUAACUUGGCACCUGAUGAUCAGCCACUUUGCAUUCUUCAGGUGACUUCAUUCAAGUGUGGUGGUUUUGCCAUGGGAGUCACCAACAAUCAUGCAACUUUUGAUGGGUUAAGCUUCAAAAUGUUUUUAGAAAAUCUGGCCUCCUUGGCUGCUGACAAGCCACUGGUUAUCACCCCCUGCAAUGACAGGCAACUCCUGGCCGCCCGAUCCCCGCCGCGUGUCACGUUCCCACACCCUGAGCUUCUCAAGCUCAAGAUCCCUAUUGGGGAGGAGUCUAUUACUCCUGUCUUUGAUGCUAUACCAGAGGAACUUGACUUCAAAAUUUUCCGGCUAAUGCCCGGAGAUAUCUCUAACCUAAAGGCCAAGGCCAAGACUGGUGAUGCCAAAACUAAGGUUACAGGAUUUAACGUUGUGGCCACUCAUGUAUGGCGGUGCAAAGCCUUAUCAUGUGACACCGGGAAUGAUCUUGAUAGGUUGUCCACCAUUCUUUAUGCAGUUGACAUAAGGCCUAGGCUGGUUCCACCACUGCCACCAUCAUAUACAGGCAAUGGAGUGCUCACUGCUUAUGCAACGGCAUCGUGUCGGGAUCUACAAGAAGAGCCCUUCUCAAGGCUGGUGGGGAUGGUAGCAGAGGGGGCUAAUAGGAUGACUGAUGAGUAUGCAAGGUCUGCCAUAGACUGGGGAGAGCUAUACAAGGGUUUUCCCCAUGGGGAGUUUCUGAUUUCUUCAUGGUGGAGAUUAGGGUUUGCUGAAGUUGAGUAUCCAUGGGGCAAGGCAAAGUACAGUUGCCCAGUGGUGUACCAUAGGAAGGACAUCAUCUUGUUCUUCCCGGACAUCGAUGCAGUUAACGACAAUGGAGUGAAUAUACUGGUAGCUCUACCAAGCAAGGAAAUGGAGAAAUUCCAAACCCUAUUCCACAAGUUCCUAGCCUGAAAAACCCUCCACUUGAUCAUAUGUAUUGGUGUUUGGUACUUUGGCAUGUAGUAGUAUGCUUAUCUAUAUAUGUCAAGUAUUUGGACUACAUAGGGUUUGGUAAAUGUUAGUGAAGUUGGUCUAGAAAAGAGACGGUCGAUCCAUCGGGGACGAUGCUGCGGUGGCCGAUCAUAUGAAGCUUAUAUAAAUGAAUGAGACGUGUUCAUUCCUCAUCACUACCAGCAUACAAAGGAUUAUGAGUAUAACUAAUAUCAAUGGAGAUGUGUUCUAUA